Molecule: messenger RNA, 588 nt
Organism: Guillardia theta CCMP2712
Lineage: Eukaryota; Cryptophyceae; Pyrenomonadales; Geminigeraceae
Exons: 4
Coding region: 10-426 (138 amino acids)
Source: RefSeq, a predicted model, not a curated record
GACACCGCCAUGGUCAAGGUCUACGGAACCUCGGCUUCCAAUGCCAACGAGAGGGAGCACAACUCUGUUUCCCGCCAGAUUGCGUUCACCCUCGCAAUCUCUGCCUUGGCACUCACCGUCUGCUGUGCCUUGAUCGCUUCUGCUGAUCUCAAGGGCAACCGCGUCGCCCUCUACGGCCUCGGAUCCGGAGAGGAGCAGGACGCUGACAACUCCAUGGUUACCACUUUCGAGACCUUCGCUGGCCAGGACGAAUACAUGGAGGAACUUUUGGGUGAUGAAUACUAUCAGGAACUUUUCAAGGAGAUCGCUGAUUCUGAGCCAAUCUCUGAGGCUGUUGAUGAAGUGAAGGUUGCUGUUGACGAGGCUAAGAAUGAGCACAAGACCUUGCAGAUGUUCGCUGAGGGUGCCGAUGCUCCUCUCUCUUAAGCGAGUAGUUUGCUUGUAGGAUAAUAGCUGUCUUCGCUGUAUUCGAUUUUCACUGAUGAACAGCUGCUUCCCUGCUUCUGCGGAUCGAUCUUUGUCACAGAUACAGCUGAUUUAUUAAUCUUUAGACAAACUCAUAUCCUUUAUAAAGAUAUGACAACCAAA